This is a messenger RNA of Dendrobium catenatum, 6237 nucleotides long. RefSeq lists its product as uncharacterized. The record is from RefSeq and is a predicted model, not a curated record. Gene Ontology annotation, cellular component: nucleolus; TRAMP complex. Gene Ontology annotation, molecular function: poly(A) RNA polymerase activity; mRNA binding. Gene Ontology annotation, biological process: RNA 3'-end processing. NCBI's taxonomy places the organism in Eukaryota, Viridiplantae, Streptophyta, Magnoliopsida, Asparagales, Orchidaceae.
CACACGCACGAUUCGAAGGCACGGUCCACGGUCCACGCUCCACCUCUGUUCAUGCUCUUCCUCUCUUCCCUGUUCUCCGCUUCUCCUACCUCGCCGCUUCACUCCGUUCUUCCGAAAAACCCUAGCAAUGGGCUCCGAAUCACAACAUCUCAUCCACUCCCUCACUGCCCACCUCGCGCUUUACCAUUCCCACAUUUCUAACCGUAACACUAAUCCUAAUCCUAAUCCUACUCAUCGCGUCUCCGUCCUCCGCUGGUUCUCAUCUCUCUCUCCCGCUCAGCGUCAGGCUGCUCUCACCAUUUUCGACUCCUCAUUUCUUCUCAUCCUUCUCCAGAUGCAGUCGCACCUCCACCGCCAAGGCCACUCGCAGUUCCUCCUUCUUCCCGACCUCCCCUCUCCUUCCCCCUUGAAUCCAUGCCUCCCCUCCCUCUCUUCCCGCCCCUCUCGUGGCCUCAUCUCCCGCUCUGCAGCAUCCAACUCAUCCGCCCUGCUACUUUCCAACUCCCUCCGUUUCUUCUCUUCCACCUCGUCUGGUGUCGUCCUAGCGGACGCACUAACGGUCUCCGAGUCCCUUGUUACUGAUGUUGACCGCUUCGUGGGUGUCAUGGAUGGAAUUUCUGGCGGGAGGUUUCUUUGCGAGGAAGUUGAGGUGCUGGGACUUACUGUGCAAUGGAUGGAGUUUUCAUGGCUGAAGGAUAUGGGGUACUACAGCUUCGAAGCAUUUGUAGUGAAUCGGCUUGAGGUGGCCCUGAGGCUGGCUUGGAUUAGUUCUCAAGGAGGAAAGAAGCCCAAGGAGAAGAGGAUGAAGGAGAGGGCUACAGAGGUUUCAGGGAAGGCGGCUAAUGUCUUUUGGAGGAUGAAGUGUUGUCUUGAUUGGUGGGUUGGAUUGGAUCCCCGUACAAGGAGGGCGACAAUUUCAGCUUUUUUUGGGAAGACAUCAAAGACUCUGGCCAAUGAGAUAAUUAAGGAAGAAAAUGCUGCUUUGAGCAAUGGGUUUGGUUACUUAAACAUCGGAAGAAACCUGGAAUUUCAAUAUGGUGACUUGCCAUCAUGGAAAAAGGCUAAACAAGCACUCUUUGAAAGUGAUGUAGAACUUGGUUUGGAUUUUCUGCCUAUUGCAACUUCGAGAGUACCAAAUAAUCUUGCUAUUAUAUUGAACAAAUUGCUUGUUGUUCAUGCCAUGUCCAAUGUACUUUUAGCAUGGCAGUUAGGAAAAGUUGAAACUGAGAAAUUGUUCUUUGGUUCAUUGGGUUCUAGCCUCACUGUUUCUGAAUAUAUAAGUAGGAAAUUGCAAAGAUUUCUCAUUGAUUUUCAUUCUAUAUUUAUAAAUCAUGAACUUAUGGAGGAUACAAAACUGAGUAGUUUCCCCGAAAAAGCUGAAGAAAAGUAUAAUUUAGUAUGUGGGAAAGGGAAAAGCAAAUCGCAUUCUUCAAAGAAAUCUAAUGCUAUGCCUAAGGCUUACAAUUCUGCUUCUAUAUCCCGGGAAAGUUCUAUGAGACUUGAUUGUAGUUCCGAGCUUUGCUUCCAAGGGAGCACUUCCUCUUUGGUUGCUAGAAGGAACAUAGAUGGCGUUGUUUCUCAUGCUGUAAAUAAUGCCCCUGAAGUGAAGCCUUUAGCUGCACAAGAAGAAAUGGACAAUUUAAAUGCCAGAGUUUCUGUUGAUGACAAAGAAAAGAGUGGUAAAAGAAAAAGUAGAAGAAAAGGGGCAAAAAAUAAAAGCUCUAAUGUGAAAAAUACCGGAAAAUCUAAACACAAAGACAGUAAAGGCACCAAGCUGUCUCUUGAUGCUGAGAGGGAACUGACAGGGACAAUUGGCCAUGUGUGUAGUUCAAAUUCUCGGCUCAAAGCUGAUGAUAUAUCAUCAUGUGACAACCUUUUGGAAAAAUCUGUCUCUGACAUUUCACAGGAAUAUGCAAUGGUGGAUGUGAUGCAAUCAGAAAAAGGCAUCCAAGAAGAUCAGUCUCUUUGUUUGACUGAAGGUAGAUCUACUACUGUUGAAGAAUGCCAUCAUAGUUCUGGCAAAACAGGCAGUGAUAUGUUGGCAUAUGUUUCACCUUGUCUUGCAAAGAGUGAAGAGCCUCUACAAACCACUUAUAGAAAUAGUGCAUACCCUGACAAACAGAAUGAUCCUUUGAUGGGAACUGCAUGUGGCUCUUCUCUGCGUGCCUGUGAGCAUGAUAAUGUGGUCGCUGAGGAGAAGCAUGUACAGAAAUUUUCUUGUGCUGCAAGAGGCACUGCAUCUUAUGUUUCAAAGGAAUGCUACCGUACAGCUGCCGAUAAGCAAUGUUCAGUAAUACACAAUGGUGGCAGUGAAUUCCAUUCAUUCAGAGACACAAAUUUCAUGGGAGGAGCAUCAUAUGAAUGGCCCAGCAUAACUCCAAUUCAUUUUUCAUCUAUUAAUUCACAUCUCCUCCCUGCUACUGACAGGCUGCAUUUAGAUGUUGGUGUCAGGUUGCCUUAUCACAAUCAUCAAUCCUUUAUGGCAUCAAAGGUUCAUGUGAGAAAUUCUUUAAACGAGUUUGGACAUAACCGGAUCUUACCUUCUUUGACUUUUCCCAUGAGCUAUGACUGGCCUCCCAUGGUUAAAAAUUGUAGCAGACUGAGUCAAACCCAGACUGUAGGGUAUGAAUCUGCAUAUAGUCAUAGCAUGCCCCCUUCUUUGUACACAUGCGCUGCUCAUGGAGGGCAAGCUAAUGUGGCACCUGGGGAUAAUGAUUUUAAGCAUGCCGGAGAUAUUAUUGAUGUCUAUGAUAUGAAAAAUAUAUCUGAUUUGGUUGAAGAUGAAAGCUAUUGGUUAUCUGAAGAUGAAUCUGAGUCUUUUGCAAGGUCUGGAAGAGAUUAUAAUAAUUAUUUUGGUGGUGGAGUUAUGUAUUGGAAUCCUGCUGAAUUUGUUGGAACUGGAUUUUCUCGUCCACCUUCCCACAGUUCUGAAGAUGGCUCAUGGGCUUGGCAUGAAGCUGACCUUAAUAGAACCAUUGAUGAUAUGGUUGGUUGCAAGACUGGGUUGCCUACUUAUAGCACAAAUGGCAUGGCAUCGCCACCUUCUUCCUCUUACUGUUCACCAUUUGAACCUGUGGCUUCUGGACGCCCAUCCAUGGGUUACUCAGUUGCAGGAAAUGAUUCUUCUAGUAAUGCAUUACAUUCACCAUCAGUUUCAGAACCUCCGGAUGAGAAAAUCUCGUCUUCUAGUGCAAAUUCAAUUGCUGGUAUUGAAGGAGUGAAAGGAGAUCCGCCUCCAUACCCAAUGCUGCGACCAAUCAUUAUUCCAGCUAUGUCAAGAAAGGGAUCCCGAUCAGAAUUUAAGCUUGGUCAUGAUAAUAAAAGCGCUUGUUUACCUUCUACAAGGAGAGAUACUCCACUGACAAAGAGACCUCCAUCUCCUGUGGUUCUUUGUGUUCCACGAGUGACUCAACCCUCUCCACCUUCUGUUGGAGAAUCAAGGAAACGAGGAUUUCCAAUUGUAAGAUCUGGUAGCUCAAGUCCUAGGCAUUGGGGUGUAAAAGGUUGGUGUCAUGAAGAAAGCACUGUGGCUGACCCUCGUCUUUGUUUAGAUGGUGCGGAAGUUUUGUGGCCAACCUGGGCAAACAAAGGCCUUGGGGUGGCUGCAGUGGCCCAAUCUCUUCAAGGAUCUUUGCUCCAGGAUCAUCUUAUCACGAUUUCUCAGCUUGCACAUGAUCAAGAACAUCCAGAUGUUGCAUUACCUUUACAGCCACCUGAUCUACUGAAUGGCUCUUGCAAAGGGUCGCUAGCAAGGAUGCAGAAUCUUCUUCAUGAGGAAAUUGACCUUUUCUGCAAGCAGGUUGCUGCAGAGAAUUCGAUCCGGAAGCCAUUCAUUAAUUGGGCUGUCAAACGGAUCACAAGAUCACUUCAGGUACUUUGGCCUCGUUCUCGCACAAAUAUAUUUGGUUCUAAUUCAACUGGUUUAGCUCUUCCGACUAGUGAUGUAGAUCUCGUAGUGUCCCUUCCUCCUGUAAGGAAUUUGGAACCUAUCAAAGAAGCUGGAAUUCUUGAAGGGCGUAAUGGUAUUAAAGAAACAUGUCUGCAGAUACCUGUGAUCAUGCUGGUGGCUGAAGUUCCUUGUGAUAUAACUUUACCACAUGGAAGCUCUUCCAUUGCGGAUUUAUCUGAAGUGAAAUCCUCCAAGAUAUUUGGACACCAUAACAGUGCUUCUUCAAAGGAUUCAAUGAUCACAAAGGAUGAUGCUGUUGUUGGUGUAAAGCCAAUACGUCUUGAUAUUAGUUUCAAGUCAACAUCUCAUACGGGGCUCCAAACUUCUGAACUGGUUAGAAAGCUUACUCAGCAAUUUCCUGCCUCUGUCCCUCUAGCUUUAGUGCUUAAAAAGUUCUUGGCAGAUCGUAGCUUGGAUCACUCUUAUUCGGGAGGAUUAAGCUCAUAUUGCUUGGUUUUACUAAUUACACGCUUCCUUCAACAUGAGCACCAUUGUGGUUAUUAUAUGAAACAAAACCUGGGCAGUCUUUUGAUGGAGUUCCUUUACUUCUUUGGGAAUGUUUUUGAUCCACGCCAAAUGGGGAUUUCAAUCCAAGGAAGUGGAGUUUAUAUGAAAAGGGAAAGAGGUCUCAGCAUCGAUCCUAUCCAUAUUGAUGACCCUCUGAUUCCAACCAACAAUGUUGGGCGAAAUUGCUUUAGGAUACAUCAAUGUAUCAAGGCUUUUGCUGAUGCCUACACUGCACUGGAAAGUGAGCUCUCGCUAUUUUCUGAUGAAUAUAUUCCAAGUUCAGCGCCAUCAUUUAGGCUACUCCGAAAGAUUGUACCAAGCAUUGAUUGAGGAAUAACCUUUCACAAUGGGACUAUUCUCAUGUCCAGAUCGGCUGCUAUUAUUUUGGGAAUAUUUUAAGUAUGAUUUCUGAUUAACUCGCUUGAGUAUAUGGUAUAAUGGUUUUUUCUGUUUGUUUGCUACCUACAGUAACACUUGUACUAAGACCGGUAUGGGGAAGCUGUAAUUUGGAGCUGGAAGACUGGUCCAGCAUGAAGAGAAAAAUAUGCAAAUUCUCAUUCUGUUUCUCGUGGUCAGAAGCCAUUCCUGGGUAAGCAGAUGGAGUAGGACAAAUAAAAGAGUCCUUAAUGUCACGGAUAUAAAGAUAUGUUUGAAAUUAUGGAUUUUCAUGUUUUUAACCUCCAAUGAAAUUCUUGAAGAGCAAGUGGUCUAUACAUUACAUGGGUAUUGUUCAUUUCGUGAACUAUAUUUGCUGGAUGUGAUCUCUAGCGCUGUAGUAGCAUUUGGCCCCGCUUGCAAACUAAAACGACAGGUUAAGAUGAUCCGACCAGUCUGGUUUCCACAUCCCAGUCAAACAUAUUGUAGCAGACAAGUUCUCAGUAAAUUUAAAAAAGUCAUUUUCUGGUUUGAGGUAAGGAAGCAUUCUUGGAAUGCAGCCAAGACAUGGUAACCUAGGAUUCUACGAUAAUGGGUUUGGUGACUCCAGAAACAAAAGAUAAUCGAUGUGAAUGACAGUACUAUUUAUUAGUGACACAGAACUUGAAGUUAUUGAUAAAGGCCACGCUUUGUUAUUUUUCUGAUUAUUGAGAAGCAGGGUUGUGAAUACAAAAUCCUGGAGAUGGAUGAAAUUAAAAAGUCUCUCUUCUCACUUUUGGAAGGAUUCUGCAUAAAGAGUUUACGAGAAGGCUUAUGAAGUUAUUAAUUCAUUUAUGCUGAUUUUAGAAACAUGAUAGGUGAAGGGGAGAAGGCAUGACAGAUGAAGGUACUAAUUUGUUUUUGGCACAAGUAGCAGGUCAGGGCGUACUAAGGUCCACCUGUGAAGAUAGUAAGAUCAAGAAGAUUGUUAAGGAAAUCAGUGAAGGGGAAAUACUUGGCCGCUGUAGAGCAUGCUGAGUGAAAGCAAUAAGAUACCAAGUAGACUUUUCAACUUACGAUAAUAGGAAAAAUGAUAGGCCGAUGGUGGAAGGAAAUGAUAAAGACAUGCCUGAAUAAAUGAUGGAAGUAUCUAUGAAAGAAGAGAAGGACAUACUUGAAGAAACCAACUCGCAUCAGUGAACAUAAUAAAGAGGUAAAGAGAAGAGAUGAUGAAACUAUUUGUGGUUUGCAGACUAACUUCUGUAACAGUACUUGUUUACAUUGGCUGUGUUAAACCAUCAUUGCCUUUUCUUAACACGUAAGAACUACAUAUGUAUUGCUAUGUUUGCUUACUGUUCUUAUUGAUGCUUCAUCAUUUGUGAGAGAUUCUUCAUCAAAAUAAAUAAAUGCGAGUGAAGAGUUUGAAA